Molecule: messenger RNA, 4314 nt
Organism: Liolophura sinensis
Lineage: Eukaryota; Metazoa; Mollusca; Polyplacophora; Chitonida; Chitonidae
Exons: 25
Coding region: 242-4009 (1255 amino acids)
Biological process (GO): intercellular bridge organization; mitotic sister chromatid separation; protein phosphorylation
Cellular component (GO): midbody; intercellular bridge; kinetochore
Molecular function (GO): ATP binding; protein binding; protein kinase activity
Source: RefSeq, a predicted model, not a curated record
UUGACGCCAAUAAUCCCAACUUCACACUGACAGAAAACGACAUGUGAAUUUCUGUUCCAUGGUAUUUUGAUCAGUUGAAGGGCUAUUGCUUUUCAGAAUGUCGUAGGCUUUCCUGUCUGUGACAUUUCGCACAACUUUCGAUCUUAGAAACCCAGAACUGAUCGGACCUGGGAUCCAGCUUAUGAAAAUGAUAGCUACCAAAUGAUCAAGUGAGUUCCAUCCCACUCAGAAACGAAGCAGAAUGGCGUCCACAGGACAAACGGAAAGCACUGACACCCAAGAAUCUUUACUUCAUGAUGCGGCAAGGCUUGGUCACACGAAAAAGUUGAAAAGGAUAUUGACAAAAGGAAUAAGUGUAGAUUUUCCAAACACCUCUGGCCAGUCCCCUCUGUUUAGUGCAUGCUAUAAUGGUCAGCUGUCUGCAGUUCUCUGUUUGCUGAAGCAUGGAGCAAAUCCAAACGAGAGAUCAGUGGAUGGUGCCACUCCAGUCCAUGCAGCAUGCUACAGCUGUAAUGUGAAAAUAGUAAGCAAGCUGUUGGGAUCAGGUGGUGACUUGCGACUUCACGACAACCUUGGGAGGACACCUAAGGACUGGAUAAUGCUCCAGAGUGAACCAAAGAAGAAAUAUAAGAUGAUUGAGUUCAUUGAGAAGACAAGAUAUUUUGCCAUGGGUGGAAACAGUAAAGAAUCCAUCAAGGGUUCCUCUAGCAUUCUAGACAGGGCAUCAGACCAUACCAGCUCUGUGAUCCGAUUUGUAAAGGGAAAAAUUAAGCGAGACACACCCUCAACGCAGACUAGCGAUGCAAGAAGUGUCCAUAGCAUGGGAUUUGGAAAGGUGUAUUUGGACAGUGAGUCUUGGCAAGGUAUGAUUUCUAUUGUGCCACUGGUUGGAGAAAGCAGUCUUAGGCAUGACAACAGCGGCUUCACCUUUAACAAUGGGUCUUUCAUGGUUAUGGAAAGCAUGAUAUGGCUGGACACUGAUGUAACCGUGAAAAGACUUCACAGGAAACCACAAGAUGGAGGACAUGUGGACCUUCUUAUCAAUGAAAGUGAAUUUAUGGGAAAAAUUCAUCAUCCAAAUGUGUUAUUAUUCAUGGGCAUUUGUCAGACAAACAAUCUGGAUGGCUUGGUGCUCCUAUAUGAAAGGAUUAGCUGUGGCUCUCUGUUUCAUUACCUUCAUGACCGGUUUGAAGGAGUGUCAUAUACAAACUUUGUUCAGUUGCUGCUGCAGAUCUGUGGUGCUCUUGUUUUCAUUCACCGACACAAUCUGAUACACUGCUCUGUAUCAUCUCAUGCGGUCAACCUUAUUACACCAACUUAUGCAAAACUUGGGAACUUUGAAUACAUGGUGGAAUGUUCACCGAAUUUGCCCCAGAAGAAGAGCUUGGCCAGCACCAACACAUUCCCCAACGCUGUAUACAACUGGCUGGCCCCAGAAUUAAUGGAAGACCAGCCACCGGUGAUGAUGUCAGAUAUGUAUGGCCUCUGUAUGGUCAUAUAUGAAGUGUUUGAAGACAAGAUACCCUGGGAAGACUGCAGUGCUGGUUUCAUUAAGCAGAAACUUGUAACUGAAGGAUAUUCCAUCUCAUGUAAAUCUCAUAAUAUUCCAAAACUGUUCCAAGCUGUCCUAGAGUUGGGAUUACAGUUUGAAGCCAAAAAACGCAAACUUACAUUUGAGCAGCUGCAGCAUUUACUGGUGACAUUGUCUAGGAGAGAAGACUUCACCAAAGCCAAGUCAGACUGUGACCCUGAGAGUCCUGGCCUAGUAGCAGUUUCCCCUGUACAAGGAAACGCAGGGCCCAGCACUGUGACAGAUCAAGUCUCAGAGGAACAUUAUAACACAGCUUCACAGGAUGACGGGCAGACGCAGAUGGUACUCUCAGGCCAGAUCACCAUACCUGAUAUCCACAAUGUUCAUUGUGAUAGAUCUGCCAAUAACUCCUCAUCAGAUUUCGCACAGUAUGAUGAACCAAGUUGCCAGGGAGCAUCGGACAGCUGUAGUCAUGCAGAGAUGUGCCAAACAUCAACAGCAAAGCAAUCUUCUGCCAGUACAAGCAAAGCGCUACAGCUAUCCUCUACCAGCUUAAAGCCAUAUGCCAGGUCUUCUUUCCUCCAGGCUCAUCCCAGUGGCAGUGUGGACAUGUACAAGGAUAAAGAUGACACCUUUCACUACUCAGUGUGCCUGUCAAGAAAGACAUCCCGGGUGCAGCUAUCACCCCGAAACAGUACAGGGUCUCCUUCCACUCUGCCAAGAUGCAAGAGGCCAUCAUUUCAUGGGGAAAUUCACAGAAAAAUGUCAUCUGAAAAAAGGCAUAUGUUACCCAGCUCACUCUGCAGUGAUCAGAAUAUGGAAAGCUUGGUAAACAGUAAGUCAGGAGCUGAGGAUUGUUCCCAGUCCACUUCACAUUACACCUCUAUGCCGUCUGUCAGCACAUUUCAACAGAAUGAAAGUUCAAGCCCUAGUGCUCUGUACAAAGCAGUGUCAGGCAUAAAUCAACCAAAGCAACCUGUGGAGAUUGUCAGAGAUAUCAAAGCUGAGUUGGCAAAGUCAAGAGAAAGAAAAGCAGAGGCCAACCCAUUCCGAACCCCAACACGUAGCAAUACUGUCAGUUGUAAUAUAAAGCAGUCCCCACCUGUCCUAGCUAGUUACUCGAAUCUGAGGUCAAGCACCUAUCAUGUCAAGCCAGCCAUCAAGCCUGCUAGUCAUGGUUCAGAGGCCCACAUGUGGGAAAAUUUUCCCACUAGCAACAUAAACAUACCACUUUCAUCGCCAAAACACAGCCCACAUGCUUCCCUGAAAAAACCAGAAAGUACAUCCCCAGCCCAAAGUGAAAAGGGGGAAUCACCAGUAAACCCAGAAAAGUCAUGUGAUACACGUUGGUUCGGAGGAUUGGGUAGUGUUAAAAAUCUGGUGAAGAAAUACCAGGCAGAAACUGAUCUGCACCAGACUAAACAAGCUGUAUUAGAAGGUAAACUCACAAGCAGUCCGUGUCAUAAGCAGGAUCAUCCAAGUGGCAUGUUUAGGGGAACAUUACUUCUGUGUCAAACCAAAGUUUCAGUAAAUAAAAGUGGGACACCAGGAAAAGGACCAUCAGAAAAACAGAUUUCUCCUGAGAAUCUGGAAGAACACAAGAUUGACUCACACACAUGUAGUGCAAGUACAUCUGUUGCUGAAUCUGAUAAAUGCAGCAUAGAUAGCGACGAUUCCGGUGAGAUCUUAGCUUGGGUGAAGUAUCACCUGGAAAGAAUCAAGGAAAACAUGACACAUGAAUGUCCAAAGAGCAGCCAACCAACGCUUCCUACGGCAUCUGUUUCAUUUCCACCUAAUGUGGAUUACAAGGAAACAUCUGGGUUGAGCAAGCUGAGUUCUGAACAAGACCUGCAAAUAGAAGUCCUUCCCAACACGGGCUCCUUUUCUAACAACAAAUUAGAGAUUGAAUUUAGCAACACAACUACAGCAACAUCAAGUGGACCAAUAGUAGCUGAGGAUCAACCAGAGUCAUCAACAACAGUACUAUCAAGUGAAAAGAUGCCACAUGAGAAGCCCGAACCAGAAGAGUUCUACUUUGAUGAUGUUAUCCAGCCUAGCUUGCUUUAUGCUAAACACCUCAAAUUACAAGGCACAUCUUCUGUUCCUGACAACACAAGCAGUAUUGCACGAACAGUCCAAAGAGGUAGAACAGCAUCAGAAGAUCGACGUAAGGAAAUGAAACAGCAAAGUGUCAGCAGAGUUCGAGCCCCAGGGCAUAAUCCGGACCCUGCCGAGGAUUCCGUAGCCAAAGCUCAGGUUGGUGAGCCAGCGCCUCAUGCUGAAUCCAAUACAGCACAGAUUGUGGAAACAGACCACUAUGGCCAUACUACCAUUUUGUCAGUUCGCUCCAGUGGCAAGCUGCCUGGAAAACAUACUAUUACGCACACCGAGACAGACCUGAAAACAGGUAUAACAGAAACUGUCAGCAAAGGUACUGUCCGUGCUCAGAAGGUUGUAUCACAGGUGUAUACAGAGUGACAAGCUCCAAGAAGAUUGAUAAGCCCCUAGGAAACCAGAUCUUUUAGUAGGAAACUCAUUUGGACACUCAUUUGAUCGUUUACUCUGGAAGUUUUAAUUCAGGCUGCACGGCUGUCCCAUACACUCCAUAGAUGCAUGGUGAUAUAAGUUGUGAACAAGUUCCACCACUGACGUGAUUUAUACAUCGAUGUUAUCCGUGUUUGUUUUGGUUAAAUAAGCAGUUUUACUUGCUCGUGAAAGUUUAAAAAUUUGUCCUUUCACCAAGAGCUGUGUAAUAAAUACCCUAUAAAAUGUAAAAAAUGCUA